CUCGCGAUAACGCUGUGUGGUUACCAGGGGAACGAGAGCCUGAAAAGUUGUUCCUGUCUGCUGUGUUUUCUCCCAGUGAAAUGAAUGUCACCGGAUUUUCGAUGGUGCUUUUAUUUUUGACUGUUAGCCGAACGUACGCUGAGUAUCAUCGCUUAUGAAGGAAAUGUAGAGUCAUAUUAACGUGUUUUGCAUUGCUGUCCAUUCACGGCAAGGUACGGUCAUCAGAGGAAGCUUUAGACGACAUUGCCCAAAAUGCCGUCACCACAAGUUCUCCAGCCGGUUCUUAAAAUGAAAGUAGACGAGCUAUUUCUCAACUGGUUGAGUGAUCCUACAACUCAGUCAAUACUCAAAAAUUAUCUUGAUCUAAUCAAAAGUGGACAGCCUAUUGAAUUAGGUACUGGGGACGUUCCUGAUAAAAGGUCGUUAAGCUUCAAUGAAAACAACAAUGUGGCAUCACAGAAGAACCUGGCAGAGAAGAGGCCUGCUCCCUUAAGUACACCUUUCGGCACCCCAUCUACCAGUACCCUGCCUUCCCGAAGUAGCAGUAACACCAGAAUGACUGGACCAAGUGGAAGAGUACUACGGAGAUCUCUCAGCACAAAGAAGGCUCAGGUGAGGACGGAGGAGCCAGUCACCACAGCACUGAGUGAAAGCAUUCCCAAGUUUUACUUCCCACAGGGCCGUCCCCAAGCCAACCUUAACAUUGACGGCCUCAUUUCCAAAAUUGAGAAAAUAUUUUCCCAAUUCCCAAAUGAAAGAGCCACCAUUGAGGAUAUGGGGCAGGUUGCCAAGGCCUGUGAGUGUCCCCUCUACUGGAAAGUGCCAUUGUUCUGCUCAGCUGGAGGCGACAGGACGGGCUUCGUGUCCGUUCACAAGUUUGUGGCUAUGUGGAGAAAAACUCUGCUGACCUGUCAUGAUGACGCUUCUAAAUUUGUGCACCUCUUGGCCAAGCCUGGCUGUAAUUACCUGGAACAAGAUGACUUUAUUCCAUUCCUGCAGGAUGUAGUGAACUCACACCCGGGCCUGGCCUUUCUAAAAGAGGCACCAGACUUUCACUCGCGAUACAUCACAACGGUGAUUCAGAGGGUAUUUUACAAUGUGAACCGGUCAUGGACGGGGAAAAUAACAUGUUCUGAGCUCAGGAAGAGUAACUUUCUCCAGAACGUGGCGCUGCUGGAGCAAGAAGAGGAUGUGAACCAGCUGACAGAGUUCUUCUCCUACGAACAUUUCUAUGUUAUUUACUGCAAGUUCUGGGAGCUGGACACCGAUCACGACCUCUACAUAGACCAGAAGGACUUAGCAGGACACAAUGACCAAGCCAUUUCACAGAAGAUGAUUGAGAGAAUAUUCUCAGGAACAGUAACAAGGGACAGACGAGUGUAUAAGGAGGGGCGGCUGAGUUACGCUGAUUUCGUCUGGUUCCUCAUCUCUGAGGAAGACAAGAAGACUGACACCAGCAUAGAGUACUGGUUCCGCUGUAUGGACCUGGAUGGGGACGGGGUGCUCAGCAUGUAUGAGCUGGAGUACUUCUACGAGGAGCAGUGCCAGAAGCUGGAGGCCAUGGCUAUUGAGCCGCUGCCCUUUGAGGACUGCCUCUGUCAAAUGCUUGACCUUGUCAAGCCUGAGGUCGAAGGUAAGAUCACUCUGCGGGAUCUUAAGAGGUGCAAGAUGGCUCAUAUCUUCUUUGACACGCUCUUCAACAUCGAGAAGUACCUGGACCACGAGCAAAAGGACCCGUUCUCUGUGAUAAGGGACGUGGAGACGGACGGACAGGAGCUGUCAAACUGGGAGAAAUAUGCUGCAGAGGAGUACGACAUACUGGUAACCGAGGAGGCAGGCAAUGACCAGUGUAACGAUGUGUAUGAAAAUCCGCUGAGCCCUUUAGGGCAGCACAUCUCCAGUGAGCUGGGUCUGACAAAGAGACACUUCUUUGAGAUCCCCACCCCGCACUGCAACCUGGACUUGGAUGAAUAUGAGUAUGACGAUGACUUCGAAUGAUUUUUGUUUUUGUUUUUUAUCCUGCAGUGUAGCUGCUGAGCACCUUCCACUCUCAGAAACACAAGUCAUGCACCUGGGUUAGUGGACAAACAUCACCAAACAGAGUAAACCAGAAAGAUGCAGUCAAGCACUGCCAGAGUGCCAUAUUCUUUUUCUGCAAACAGAUGGAGAAACGUGCAUGCUGACACAGAUUUGACAAAGAAGUCGUUAAAGUACAGACAGUAGUUCAAUACUGAACCAGACGUUUUACAUUUUCACACUUACAGUAAACAGCCCGGCAGACAAGAUGUCACGAGUGAACACGUUAGACCUUUGCUCCCUCCCCACACAUUAACAAGUUGUUUUCUGCAUGUAAUGGUUGGUCAUCAAUAAUGUUUGGGGCAAGUUUUGUUUCAUCUAAACAUAAAUGUUUUGAAAUCAGUCACAUAAAAAUCACACACUGGAGCUCCGGGAGUUUUGGUUGUUUGUUUUUUUUCAUUUUGUUUUGUAUUUUGGACAAAAACCAUGCUGAUUGGAUUCAGAUAUCGAACUUAUUGGCUAGUCUUACAUUCCAGUGAUCACAACAAAGUGUUUUCUAUAUUGCUGUAAACUCGUCAGUGCAGUUGGAGGUUGCUGUAAAUGCCAAACAAGCCACCGUUAAGCCUUCUGGACACACACACAGGCACACACACACACACACACAGCAUCUGUUGUACAGACCUAUAUUCGUUAUGACUUUAAUGUGUGUGCGAGAUGGGGUUAUAAUUUAUUAGAGAUAAAUUUAUAAAUUAAUGUAAAUAUUUAUUUUGUGCUUGCUGUGCUGUAAAUGUGAUUUGAGCAAGUAUUUUAGACCUUUUUUUUCUAUGUCACAGAGUACUUCAGUUGACUACUUUGACAGAACAAAAGGAACCAUUUUCAAAUGUUUUGUGUUUCUUUAAAUUAAUAAUAAAGCCUUGGUUAAUGGAAGACUAAA
This is a messenger RNA of Maylandia zebra (zebra mbuna), 2950 nucleotides long. RefSeq names its product protein phosphatase 2, regulatory subunit B'', beta (gene ppp2r3b). The record is from RefSeq and is a predicted model, not a curated record. Gene Ontology annotation, molecular function: protein phosphatase regulator activity; calcium ion binding. Gene Ontology annotation, cellular component: protein phosphatase type 2A complex. Lineage: Eukaryota; Metazoa; Chordata; Actinopteri; Cichliformes; Cichlidae. Gene Ontology annotation, biological process: protein dephosphorylation.